AUGAUCCACCUUGUGAGGUUACAGGCGACGGCGGCGCCCAAGAGCCCCCAGUCGAGGACGAAGAGGAACACCCAGAGCAUGAUCACAUGCGCCACCAGGCCAAUGAAGCCGAUCCAGGCCAGCACGGUGACCUUUCUCUGGGCUUGGAGGAACUUCUGCACGGGGAAAUUGAUGGCGUUGGCGAACAUCUGGGGAAUGAUCCAGAGGGCGAAGCGGCCGGCGAGCUCGGCGAUGUCGUCCCGCUGUCCCAGGAGCUUCAGGAUGGGGGUGGCGAAGACGUAG
Spirodela intermedia is the source of this 282-nucleotide messenger RNA. The record is from the annotation of a GenBank genome assembly. NCBI's taxonomy places the organism in Eukaryota, Viridiplantae, Streptophyta, Magnoliopsida, Alismatales, Araceae.